Molecule: messenger RNA, 4350 nt
Organism: Pungitius pungitius (ninespine stickleback)
Lineage: Eukaryota; Metazoa; Chordata; Actinopteri; Perciformes; Gasterosteidae
Gene: stk24b
Product: serine/threonine kinase 24b (STE20 homolog, yeast)
Exons: 12
Coding region: 733-2028 (431 amino acids)
Biological process (GO): protein phosphorylation; negative regulation of cell migration
Cellular component (GO): cytoplasm
Molecular function (GO): ATP binding; protein serine/threonine kinase activity
Source: RefSeq, a predicted model, not a curated record
GACGACGAUGAUGAUGGUGAUGAUGAUGAAGGUGCACUGGCGCCUUCUUGUGGCGAAACACGCGAAACGCUGAGUUGUUUUGACUCAAUUGGCGCUGCAAAUAGUAUCGGUUGGAGAGUUCGACUCGCUCAGUCGUGCACGCUGAUGCGAUGCGCGUGUCGGAGAGGAGUGCGAUGUCGUUGUAAAGUGUCAACAAUAUAAAGUGGGUUUAAGUGUGAUUAAGUUUUGGACGCGCACCUCACAUGCUUUCAAACGGGCAUUUGGAUAAAUGAAAAGUCAGUUAAUUCCUGGUUCCACUUCUACAGAACACGGAUGAAUGGUGGUUUAUGAAUUAGACCAAAAACACCAGAUCUCAGGAACUAACUUGAGACGAGACGGAAUUCUGAUCGUCAAUGCCAUAUCAAAACGAUCUAAUUUUGACCUCUCAAGGUAUCAAGGUAAAAAACUUGUUUUGGGGAGGGGAGACCUCGGUUCCAUUCACCUGGCACCAACACCGGGGAUGGAGCAACGUUGUUGUUGAUCCGGAUCCGCCCAGCCAGGCGUCACAGCACCGACAAGAUGGCCGAGAGUACGGGACGAAAGUGAGGGAGGAAACAAAAACACAGGCGAGCUAUCCUUGCCGCAGAUGCCCCGACCUGGAGCGCUGCUGAAAGGGACCGUAAGCAUAAGUCGAACCGAGGGGAGACCAGCGCCGCGUUGUUGGACGAGGCGUAAAUCUAGCCAGCAGCAACCAUGGCCCACUCUCCGGUCCAGAGUAACCUGCCAGGGAUGCAGAACACCAAGGCCGACCCGGAAGAGCUGUUCACUAAGCUGGAGCGCAUCGGCAAGGGCUCGUUCGGCGAGGUGUUCAAAGGCAUCGACAAUCGCACCCAGAAGGUGGUGGCCAUCAAGACCAUUGACCUGGAGGAGGCGGAGGACGAGAUCGAGGACAUCCAGCAGGAGAUCACCGUGCUGAGCCAGUGCGACAGCCCCUUCGUCACCAAGUACUACGGCUCGUACCUCAAGGACACAAAGCUAUGGAUCAUCAUGGAGUACUUAGGGGGAGGCUCGGCGUUGGAUUUGAUGGAACCCGGAUGCCUGGACGAGACCCAGAUCGCCACCAUCCUGAGGGAGAUCCUCAAGGGGCUGGAGUACCUGCACUCGGAGAAGAAGAUCCACCGGGAUAUCAAAGCCGCCAACGUGCUGCUGUCUGAGCAGGGGGAAGUGAAGCUGGCGGAUUUCGGCGUGGCGGGGCAGCUCACCGACACCCAGAUCAAACGCAACACCUUCGUCGGCACGCCCUUCUGGAUGGCCCCCGAGGUCAUCAAACAGUCGGCGUAUGACUCCAAGGCCGACAUCUGGUCGCUGGGCAUCACGGCCAUCGAGCUGGCGAAAGGCGAGCCGCCGCACUCGGAGCUCCACCCCAUGAAGGUCCUGUUCCUCAUCCCAAAGAACACCCCGCCCACGCUGGAGGGCAGCUACAGCAAGCCGCUCAAGGAGUUCAUCGAGGCGUGCCUCAACAAAGAGCCCAGCUUCAGGCCAACUGCCAAAGAGCUGCUGAAGCAUAAGCUGAUUGUGCGCCAUGCGAAAAAGACGUCCUACCUGACGGAGCUGGUGGACAAGUACAAGCGGUGGAAGGCGGAGCAGUCGAGAACCGCAGAGUCCAGUUCGGACGAGUCCGACUCAGAGCAGGACGGCCAGGCGUCGGGCGGAAACGACUUUGGCAGCGACGACUGGAUCUUCACCAUCCGAGAGAAGGACCCCAAGAAGCUGCAGAACGGGGAGGGCCAGUCGGGGGCGGCAGACCAGACAAAAGACAUUCCAAAGAGGCCUUAUUCACAGAGCCUGGCCACGGUCAUCUCUCCGGCAUUGGCUGAGCUGAAGGCGCGGCAGGAGCAGGUCAACGGGAACCCCGUGGUCCUGGACGAGCUGAGGGAGGCCAUCCUGCUGGCCGAGGAGUCCUACCCCGGCAUCGCCGACUCCCUGGUGGCUCACAUGGUCCAGCGGCUCCAGAGUUUCUCCACAAGCCGGACGUCCUCCUCCUCCUAGUUACUGGCUCUCUGCUCCAGCCCUCAUCUCCUGCCCCCUCCCCCUAACACCUCAGCCAGGUCAAAGGGUCGAGCCGUUCAACACCAGCCGACCACAUUUGGCCGUGUGUGAGUGUGCGUGCGUGUAUGUGUGUGCGGGGGAGCUGAGCUACAUUGUAAAAACGCCUGAACGCCAAAGUGGAAGCGCACAGCUUCUUUCAGCCACUGACGAGAGGGGAGGUUCAGGUGGGAGCGGGGGGGCAGCAGCAGCAGCCCACAACGGAAUGACGCCACAGCCCCAUGCCGCCGCCCAGUCUCCGCGUGGAAUCUGCCUCUGCCCCCCCCCCCCCACCGCAAAAUCCAAGACUUCAUUAACCCCCCUCUCAACGCAGGCAUCAAAUCCCCAGAACCUCUGAAAAGCAACCUGUAGGGAUAUUAUGUGCUCGUGUGGGUGACCGUGUGUGUGUGUGUGUGUGUGUGACCGUGUGUGUGACCGUGUGUGAGUGUCCGCGCGCAAGACUCCCUGGUAAGGCAAAUUUGCAGCAUUCUUAAUGAAACCUCAGGUAAAGCGCUUUAAGUGGACUUUGAGGCGAGGGGGUGUGGCCAUGCUGUACAUGAUUACAAGUCGUUACUGCGGGAAAAUAAAUGGAUCACUGUGUACAAAAUGGUAAAGUGCAUUUUGUAGAUAUGGGCAGUGUUUAAAAGCAGAUAUUUAAACUAGAGCUAAACGGUAAAUGCCUUUCUGAGACGGACACACACACAUCCGGCGUUUCAUUGCAGGUUUUUGGUUCCUCUCCACGAGCGAAUUCAAGCUCUUGUUCUGUCAGUGUUCUUUUUUUUUUUUUUUUUCUCUCAGAGUGACCGAGUUCCAAUCUCCCGGUUUGAAUCGGCAGACUAACUACAAUACUAAGCGUACUUUUGUUUAGAGUCCUCUUCUUUUGUGUAGUCCGGUGAGGAAAGCAAAAGACUACCCCGUUCUUUAUGUUUUUAAAUGGGCAAAGAAUGGAGGUGGAAUGACACCGUCUGAGUGGAGCCCGGGACAUUUACGAAGGGGAAACAUGAGGGGGGCGGUUGAGCACCGAUACCAUGUGAAGUAUUAUUUUUCCUUGGCAACAUAUUUCUCCUUUUAGCUUUUUUUAUUAACGUGGCGGGGAGGAUCCCGCUCACAGCCACUCGUAGAUUGUGCACCGCUGCAGACGUCAACGUCAUCCCAGACUUCCUUGGUUUCUCAGUUCCACGCCAUGUUAGAAGUGUCAUAUCUCUCUUUUAAUGCUCUGCCCAGAUAUUGGUAGUAUGAUUUGCACCUUCCGUUGUAGUUUUUUAUUGUUGCACUUAGUAUUUUUAAAAGAAGCGUGUAAGAGGAAGAACAAAAGAAACACACAAGGAAGUAUUGCUAAUAGCCAUGUUUUACUAUAUAUGUUUACUUAAGAGUUCCAGAAUUUACUACUGUGCUAAUGCAGCAAUAAUGUUGAGGAGUUGCAUCAAGACGCACUUGUCAACACAGGGAUCGAAAGAAAUUAAGAAAUAUCUGAUAUUUUUAUAACUGCAAAGAUGGAAAUAUGGAAUGCUUUAUGGAUAUGAGCGCCUGCAUCGGGCAAAAAAAUUAUUAUUUACCUUACAGAAAAACAAUGCUACGGAAAUAACUACAAAAUGUGUACAUUUGGUCUCCUUUAUCAUAGCUGACAGUUUAUAGUACUGUAUAUAAUCUUUGCUUGUGUCAUUUGAGGAUUCCCAAAUUAAAUGUAAGCUCCUUGUAAGCUUUCAAAGUGACAUAAGAAAUAAAGAUCUAUUGCUAACUGAGAGCCUUUUGUGUCGUGCAUGUCUCAUUGACGUGUGUAGAGGUGGUAUUAGGACAGUAACAAAGCCAAAUAGUUUGAAUGCAACGCAUAACAGGCAAAAGUUAUAGAAAUACUGUACUUCAAUAUUAUCGUGUAAAAUAUUCAGUAAAUAUGUGAUAAGUUCAUGUUCUUUCUUUUAUUAGUCCCAUUCUCCCCCCAUUUGGCCUUGAUAUUUUCCUGUACUGUAGAUGAGUUUAGUUGGCCAAACUCUGUAAACAUGAGAAUUCUCCCAAACGUUCGCACUUAAAUGAUUUCAUUUUGAUCAAUGUUAGCGUUGACCUCAUGCGUGACCUCAUACUAUUGAUACGCAGUGAAAUCUGUUCAAUAAAUAUUUGCAAACCUUUUCAAACUGAAAAUGAUCACACCGCUAGAGAAACAGAAACCUUUGUGUUAACCCCGAUUAACCCCAAUUAUGACAGGGACCACAACCAACCUAGUUUGAUUGAGAAUAUCAUGAAACAUUUUCUGUUAACAUAUAUAUAUAUAUAUAUAUAUAUAUAUAUAUA